This is a messenger RNA of Tachyglossus aculeatus (Australian echidna), 4409 nucleotides long. RefSeq names its product junctophilin 3 (gene JPH3). The record is from RefSeq and is a predicted model, not a curated record. Lineage: Eukaryota; Metazoa; Chordata; Mammalia; Monotremata; Tachyglossidae. Gene Ontology annotation, biological process: regulation of synaptic plasticity. Gene Ontology annotation, cellular component: plasma membrane; junctional membrane complex; endoplasmic reticulum membrane.
AGGCAGGCCAGAGAGGACUCUUCCCCCUCCCUCCUUCCCCAUCCCUUCCUGGUCCUCCUGUCCCUCCCCUUUCCCCUCCCCAGCCGGGACCCGCCUGAUCCAAGGACCGGAGCCUGCCUCGGGACCGGUUUUCCCCUCCAUCCCUUGAACAGCACCGGGAGAGAGUAUCAACAGCACGAAAGGAGGAAUCACGCCGAGAAUAAAUAAUCGCCAGCAAUUGACUUAAAUCCCAUCGGAACAGCCGCCAACGGAUCGCCCUUCUUCUCCUCUAUUUUUUUUGGGGGGGGUGGUGGGGGGGGAGAGACAAAAAAACACCUCCGGUGGGCCUGUCGCUAGCCAUCGAUCGAUUGCUUUUUUUUUUUUUCCACAUUUGGGGGGAUUUGCAAACCGAGUUACAUGCAUGUCCAGUGGGGGAAGGUUUAAUUUUGAUGAUGGAGGGUCCUACUGCGGAGGCUGGGAGGACGGCAAGGCUCACGGCCAUGGCAUCUGCACCGGCCCCAAGGGGCAAGGGGAAUACACGGGCUCCUGGAGUCACGGCUUCGAGGUGCUGGGCGUCUACACCUGGCCCAGCGGCAACACCUACCAGGGCACCUGGGCGCAGGGCAAGCGCCACGGCAUCGGCCUGGAGAGUAAGGGCAAGUGGCUGUACAAGGGCGAGUGGACCCACGGAUUUAAGGGACGCUACGGGGUCCGCGAGUGCGCGGCCAACGGGGCCAAGUACGAAGGCACCUGGAGCAAUGGACUGCAGGAUGGUUACGGGACCGAGACCUACUCUGACGGGGGGACGUACCAGGGCCAGUGGGUCGGAGGGAUGCGCCAGGGCUACGGUGUCCGGCAGAGCGUGCCUUAUGGCAUGGCUGCGGUCAUCAGGUCGCCCCUGAGAACGUCCAUCAACUCGCUGCGCAGCGAGCACACCAACGGCACCGCCCUGCACCCGGACUCGUCCCCCGCGGUGGCCGGCAGCCCCGCCGUGUCCCGGGGGGGCUUCGUCCUCAUGGCCCACAGCGACGCCGAGAUCCUCAAGAGCAAGAAGAAGGGAUUGUUCCGGCGCUCGCUGCUGAGCGGACUGAAGCUGCGCAAGUCGGAGUCCAAGAGCUCGCUGGCCAGCCAGCGAAGCAAGCAGAGCUCCUUCCGCAGCGAGGCGGGCAUGAGCACCGUCAGCUCCACCGCCAGCGACAUCAACUCCACCAUCAGCCUGGGGGAGGGCGAGGCGGAGCUGUCCGUCAUCGAGGACGACAUCGACGCCACCACCACCGAGACCUACGUGGGCGAGUGGAAGAACGACAAGAGGUCGGGCUUCGGGCUGAGCCAGCGCUCGGACGGGCUCAAGUACGAGGGGGAGUGGGCCAACAACAAGCGGCAUGGCUACGGGUGCAUGACUUUCCCGGAUGGCACCAAGGAGGAAGGGAAGUACAAGCAGAACAUCUUGGUGAGCGGCAAGCGCAAGAACCUCAUCCCCCUGAGAGCCAGCAAGAUCCGCGAGAAGGUCGACCGGGCUGUGGAGGCGGCCGAGAGGGCGGCCACCAUCGCCAAGCAGAAAGCGGAAAUCGCGGCAUCCAGGACCUCUCACUCUCGGGCCAAGGCGGAGGCCGCCCUCACAGCAGCUCAGAAGGCCCAGGAAGAAGCUCGAAUAGCCAGGAUCACUGCCAAAGAGUUCUCACCUUCCUUCCAGCACAGGGAAAAUGGGCUUGAAUGCCAGAGGCCAAAGCAUCAGAAUUCCAUCGAUGACAUCGAGGUGAUUUCCACAGGGACCCCGCUGCAGCAGGAGAGCCCCGAGCUGUACCGGAAAGGCACGACUCCCUCCGACCUCACCCCGGACGACAGCCCCCUGCAGAGCUUCCCCACCAGCCCCUCGGCCACCCCGCCACCGGCCCCCAGCUCCCGGAACAAGAGCGCCCACUUUUCCCGGCAGAUCUCGGUGGACGAGGAGCGGAGCGGAGACAUCCAGAUGCUGUUGGAGGGCCGGGGCGGGGACUACCCGGGGCGGCCCAACAGCUGGAGCGAGGAGAAGGCGGGGGGGACGCGGGGCGUGCGAAGCGGCACCCUGAGGGGCAGCCAGCCAGGGGGGCCCUUGGACGACUACCGCGGUGGGCGCAGCGUGGGCCAUAAGCACCUGGCCGGGAGCCACCAGGCCCGCGAGAGGUGGACAGACCCUUCCGCCCCGGUCUCAUGGUCCGGCCACCACCGGGCCCCCAACCACGGCUCAGGGAGCACGAGGCUGCUCGAGCUGGACGAGGAGAAGCUGAGCAAUUAUGAGAUGGAGAUGAAGCCCCUCCUGAGGAUGGAUUCGUAUAUGCAAGAGGUCCACGCCCAAAAAAGACACCACAGCAAAGCGGGCACCUGCCGGAGCGUGGCGGAGGACCACCGCUCGGAAGACCGGGGUUUCGGGGUGCAGAGACUGAGGUCCAAGUCCCAGAACAAGGAGAAUUUCAGGCCAGCUGCCUCCGCUGAGCCGACGGUGCAGAAACUGGAAAACCUGAGGUUCGGGGACAAAGCGGAACCCCGGCUUCUGAGGUGGGACUUAACCUUCUCCCCACCGCAGAAAUCCUUACCUGUUGCACUAGAAUCCGACGAGGAAAAUGGAGAGGAGCUCAAGCCCAGUACGGGUUCGGCUCCUAUUCUGGUAGUCAUGGUGAUCUUGCUAAACAUUGGAGUCGCCAUUUUGUUUAUUAACUUUUUCAUCUGACGAGAUUGUCUUGGUAGCAAAAAUAACGGUUCUGUGUACGAACGGGGAAAUAAAAGCAAAACACGAAAAGGGAAAGCUAACAACUCAAACUGUCCAAACGACAACUUCCAAGUCUUUUCACAGAAGAACACCACGAUUGGGUAUCACUCACAGUUUGCCUUUUUUUCUGGGUAAUGUUUUUUGGAUUUUAGCCAAAAUUCUUUGCUUGUAUAACACUAUGCUGUGUGGCAUGGCAGAAGGUGGCCGACACGCCGACCCUCCCAGCUUGACGUGGGAAGAGAAGGGAUCCCGGCAAAUCAAUGGCAAAAAUCAAAUCAGCAUCAUCGUCAUCCCAAGUACAGAGACGGGAGCAAGAGAGGCUGCUAGGGGUUGGAGCAAGAAGUCGAUCGGAACGGAGCCUCAGCAGAAUGGCGGGUCCUGCAGUUGGACGUGAGGCAGCUACUGUGGUGACACCGAGUCGGGGCGGGGAGAAGAGGAGGGAAGAUGGAAACACAGGGAGUCAUAUAUUGUGCCUCUCCUCUCAGCUUUGGAACACGCUGACAGCAAGUACUGGAGGGAGCCUGGGGCAGAUGAGGUAUCUCCUACCCGGGAGCAAUGGGGAUGGGCCUUUUUAAAAGUUGCAAAUGUGUAUUUAGGGAGGGAAAGGGAUAAACACACGCCCCAGCUGAACCCCACUUCCUGCCUCGAAAAGGCCAAUCCCUCACUUAAUCCCCCUCCCCGGCAAAUUCGGGAAUGCAAAUCUAGCAUGGAUGUGGGUGAACGCACCUAAGCGUUAAAUGUUAAAUUGCCUUCGGGCACCCUUCCCCGACCCCCCAGCCCGUCUCCUUCUCCCCCACCACCCCACACACCAGCUACCGAGGAAAGCCUUGCCGCUGCUAGAAGAGAUCAGGAGGUUCGAUGCGGAUUAGUCACCUAAAUGUGAAGCUUGGGGGCUUUGGGCAGGAAAGGAGCGUGGUAGGUGUGUCUGGUACGUCUCGCCAUGGACAGUUUCUGACAUCAUGCUUGGCCUCUGAGCAUGUAAUCUUUUUGCACUUUGUAUGCAGGAUGUAUAUUCAGGCUUCCAUGUCCCUUGUAAGACAUCACUGGCAAAGACAGCCUCUUAAGGAUGUAUUCUUUUCUACAGUAUAUGUCACUUGAUUUCAUCGGUUUUAACAUCCUUUGUAAUAUGCCUGCCUUGAUUUCCCCCACGGAUAGAUAUGCAUAUUCAUUAAAGAUGCAGUAUCCCUGUUCUGAAGCUGUUACGGUCCCAAUAACAGGAACGUGUUUUUAACUCAGUGGCUUGAAAAUUUCCUGAGCUUGUGUUGCAUAUCAAAAGAUAAUAUACGAUAUAUCUGUUGUUCCAGUCAAACAAGAACGGGUUCGGUAUGUUUCUACCUAUUAUAGCAGCUUUGCUCCAUGAUCCAACAAAAAGAAUAGGGCACGACCAAAAUGUUUGACUGCUCCUCUGAUCAGUAGCUAUUGGAGAUACCACCACAGUCACACUGUGUAUCUGUCUAUACUGAGCUAUAGACACAUCCGUAUCCAAAACGCCUAGGCUUCAUGUUCGGGAAAUUCUUUAAAGUUAUUUCACGUGCAAAGUUGUUGGGUGCAGCCCAGAUUUACGGACUCUGCUUUGCUUUGCUUACGUUUAGCUGUUUCUCUGCUACCUUUGAAGCAGAUUUCUUUACUACACUGCACUGGAUUGCUAUAUUUUUAACCAGAAAUAAACUAAAGAUUAGAGCAU